Colletotrichum scovillei is the source of this 2857-nucleotide messenger RNA. RefSeq names its product aminotransferase class I and II. Gene Ontology annotation, molecular function: L-aspartate:2-oxoglutarate transaminase activity; pyridoxal phosphate binding. NCBI's taxonomy places the organism in Eukaryota, Fungi, Ascomycota, Sordariomycetes, Glomerellales, Glomerellaceae. Gene Ontology annotation, cellular component: cytosol. Bases 1321 to 2682 code for a protein of 453 amino acids. Gene Ontology annotation, biological process: L-aspartate biosynthetic process. The transcript is spliced from 3 exons. The record is from RefSeq and is a predicted model, not a curated record.
GGAAGGUACUGCCACUGCUGCUGCUGCCAAACCUGGAAAACAACGAAACGAAAUCCCCGACCAUUGCCCGACACUUCGCCGAUUUCUUCACUUUCGGUAUCUUUUCUCUCUGCCUCAUCAUCCCGGGAACGAACUUGCAAGACAUCGCAUCCAAUUGCCCAGCUGCCCAGCAAAGACACAGAAUCAAUCUAUUUUCGCAGACAAAUCCGCCUAUCCGCACCCGAUUCGAGCAAGGCGUUACGAAAUACCUUCCUCGACCUGACUAUCCUGCCCGCACCCGGUGGAUCCCAUCUGAUACAACUUUGCCCCAAAACCCAACCUUGGACGUGUCACAGUGGUACUUUUUCUCCGUCACCAGGUUCCAUUCAAACUCGAUUGCUUGCUGUUUCUCGAGUUUCUUCUGCCACCUGUUCAAACCUCAGACAGCCAGAAUUUCCGAACCACAAAACAAACUCGCCCUCCGAUCGUCCGAGCCAAAACAUCACUAUCUCAGCCCUUUCAUCCAGUAUUCCACUAUUCCGUACCCAACCCCCCGUAUCCAAGCCGUUGCUCUGCCGUACAGUGUACCCUGCGCCCUGCAUCUGUACACACCUACCUAGUGUCUGUAUUCUGCAGCCCGACCGUCCGCUGCAACCACAUCAACCUUCCUGUACGUUUCUGCAACUCCCGGAGCGCCGCGCUGUGAGGACGAGACACUCGGCCAGACCCAAGCGUUGCCGUACGGAGUACAGUACCUUAGUUAACACGUCCAGGUCUUUCUGGGAUAGCUUAGCUCCCGCACCAACCAAGCCCCCCGUCUUUCAUCCCCCAGGUAAGCAGUUGCAGCCCGUUUGUCCCUCACCUCAGCAACAUGUCAUCUUGCGGCUUGCCCUGUUCCUUGACGUCCUAGACGUUUCCCGCCUGAGCUGGAAGUCCCCCCGUCUAUGGAGGCGCAUGUCCGCUUCCCCCUUCCCCUUCCCCUUCCCCGUCGAACCUCGAGGCGUCGGGUGACACGGUGACCCCUCCGGGAGCCCGGGCAGAAGGGGCAUCUCUCACCCCAAGGUCCCAUGCUCCAUGGAAGGUCCCAAAACACCCCGACCAUGCCAGUGACCAAGCUCCCAUUCCCACUGCCCAUCUGGGUCAGGUACGGAGUACUUGGGUCACCUCAGAGGCUCAGACGCCUGGACAAACGGUUGGCGCCUGUAAUCGCAAAGCUUCCCAUUCGCCCGUCUAAAUCGUACCACUAUUUGAUGCCAUAAUAAUAACCACCCCCAGACAGACCCUUUCCUCCCCCCCGCCUCUGACUCGUUCCCCCUUCUCACGAAAGCUCCGACGCUGAAAAUGCCCGGUGAUUCCUCCUCUUCUUCAUCAGCUUCGGCCUCUUCCUCUUCUUCCUCUUCUCCCCAGAACAACUCUACUCUUUUGAGAAUACGCAACAUCGCAUCACACAUCAUGGCGCCCGUUUCAACCACAAACUUCCCCGCCAGCACGGUGCCGCAAGCUCCUGAGGAUCCCCUCUUUGGCUUGAUGGCCGCCUACAGGGCAGAUCAGAGCAAGGACAAGGUCGAUUUGGGAAUUGGAGCUUACCGCGAUGACAAUGCGAAGCCUUGGGUUCUCCCCGUCGUCAAGAAGGCCGACGAGAUCCUCCGCAACGAUCCCGAACUCAACCACGAAUAUGCUCCCAUCGCCGGUAUCCCCCAGUUCACCGGCAAGGCUAACGAGCUGAUGCUCGGCGCCGACUCACCCGCCAUCCGUGAGAAGCGCACCUCCUCCGUCCAGACAAUUUCCGGCACCGGUGCCGUCCAUCUCGGUGCCCUCUUCCUCGCAAAGUUCUACAAGGGCAACCGCACAGUCUACAUCUCCAACCCGACAUGGGCCAACCACAACCAGAUCUUUGGCAAUGUCGGUCUGCCCAUCGCCCAAUACCCCUACUUCUCCAAGGAGACAAAGGGUCUCGACUUUGAGGGCCUCAAGUCUACCCUGUCCUCCGCUCCCGAGCGCUCAAUCAUCCUUCUCCACGCCUGCGCUCACAACCCCACCGGUGUUGACCCAACACAGGAGCAAUGGAAGGAGAUUGCCGCCCUGAUGCGCCAGAAGAACCACUUCCCCUUCUUCGACUGCGCAUACCAGGGCUUCGCCUCCGGCAACCUCGCCCAGGAUGCCUGGGCUGUGCGCUACUUCAUCGAGCAGGGCUUCGAGCUCCUCAUCGCCCAGAGUUUCGCAAAGAACUUUGGCCUCUACGGCGAGCGCGCCGGAUGCUUCCACUUCGUCACCGCCCCGGCCUCCGACGCCGCCGAGACCACAAAACGCAUCGCCUCCCAGCUCGCCAUUCUUCAGCGCUCCGAGAUCUCAAACCCCCCGUUGUACGGCGCCCGCGUCGCAGCUACCGUGCUCAACGACCCCGCGCUCUUCGCCGAGUGGGAAGACAACCUGCGCACCAUGUCCGGUCGCAUCAUCGAGAUGCGCAAGGUCCUGCGCGCCAAGCUUGAGGAGCUCGGAACCCCCGGCACCUGGAACCACAUCACCGACCAGAUCGGCAUGUUCAGCUUCACCGGCCUGUCGGAGACGCAGGUGCUGAAGCUGCGCGAGGAUGCCCACGUCUACAUGACCAAGAACGGCCGCAUCAGCAUGGCUGGUCUCAACACGAGGAAUGUCGAGUACUUUGCCAAGGCGGUUGACAAGGUUGUUCGUGAGACGAAAUGAGAUUGAGGUUUCUUAUGACGUUUUGUAUGAAUGUAAAUGGGUAUACACGGGGACCGGAUAUGUCCCCCCGCAACGGUGUGGCCAGACAGCUGGCAGGAAGUGGAAAGAGGGAAAGAAAAAAAUCCUUAGAUUUCCUAGCACUGGAGUAAUGACCAUCACCUCUUGUUCAUGAUGC